UUAGUUUUUUUUUUUUUUUUUUUUUUUUUUUUUUUGGUAACCUUCCUCCGGCAAUGGGAUGCUGUGGAAACACAGAGAGGACAAAACAAGAAUGGAAACCGCUGGAGGACCGGAGCUUCACAGAUCUUCCAUGGUUUCUGUUAUUCACAUUGUUCUGUGUAGGAAUGUGCGGAAUCUGUGGGUUUACCAUCGUGACUGGAGGGGCGGCGCGGCUGAUGUUUGGAUAUGACAGCUACGGUAACACAUGUGGUCAGCGCAAUGAGGCCAUCGAAGGUGUCCGGCUGAGCGGUCUCGAUCACACCGACAGAAAAUAUGUCUUUUUCCUGGAUCCAUGCAACAUAGACAUCAUCCAGAGGAAGAUUAAGUCCAUGGCGCUGUGCGUGUCACAAUGUCCCACAGAGAAACUGUCGACUUACUACGACCUCAAGAGGUUUGCCAUGAUGAAUGGGUCUGAGCUUUGUUCAUACGAGUUACCAGGUCAUAAGUACCCACAACUUUCAGAGCGUUUCGACAAGUGUCCCAAACUUCCGGUACCAGAGAGCAAAGCUCUUCCAGUAUUUAACCGCUGCACGCCGGUGGAUAUCUCCUGCUAUGCUAAGUUUGCUGAAGCAGUUGUUACGUUUGUCAGUGAUAACAGCAUGUUAAACCGACUGAUCGCUGGGGUGGCGGCCAGCAAAGAGAUCAUUGUCGGACUUUGUCUGCUGGCGCUAGUUCUGUCCAUGAUCCUCAUGGUGGUAAUCCGUUACAUCUCUGCUGUCCUGGUUUGGAUACUCACUGCACUCAUUGUUCUGGGUUCUCUGGGAUGCACCAGCGUUCUGUGGUGGUUAUAUAUCGACUACAGAAUGAAAAUGAAUGAAACUAUGUCUAAGGAUUUGAAGGAAGCAGAAGAGGCCAGUGGUGACAUUAAGACCAUGAAAGGCCAUGCUCAAAGCCUGCUUAUCUACGCCGUUUCAGCGACUGUGUUUACGGGACUUUUGUUGCUUCUGAUGUUGUUCAUGAGGAAGAGAAUGGCCCUGACCAUUGCCCUGUUCCACGUGGCAGGAAAAGUGUUUAUUCAUCUACCGCUGCUGGCACUGCAGCCCUUCUGUACCUUCCUUGCUCUUUCUUUAUUCUGGGUCUACUGGAUCAUGGUCCUACUCUUCCUUGGCACCACUGGGAACCCGGAGAAGAAUGAGGACACAGGUUUUGUUGAGUUAAGACUCUCGGGUGCAUUGCAGUAUAUGACCUGGUACCAUGCAGUGGGUCUAAUCUGGAUCAGUGAGUUCAUCCUGGCCUGUCAGCAGAUGACUAUAGCCGGCGCUGUGGUAACCUACUAUUUCACAAGGGACAAAACCAAACUCCCAAUGACGCCCAUCCUGUCAUCAGUGCUGCGGCUCGUGCGUUAUCACCUGGGUACUGUGGCCAAGGGCUCCUUCAUCAUCACCCUGGUCAAGAUCCCACGCCUCAUCCUCAUGUACAUCCACAACCAACUCAAAGGAAAGGAAAAUGCUUGUGCACGCUGCAUGCUGAAGGCCUGUAUCUGCUGUCUGUGGUGUCUGGAGAAGUGCCUCAAUUAUUUGAAUCAGAAUGCAUAUGCGGCAACGGCCAUUAACAGUACCAGUUUCUGCACGUCGGCCCGUGAUGCCUUCAUGAUACUGGUGGAAAACGCUCUUAGGGUGGCGACCAUCAACACCAUGGGAGAUUUUGUACUGUUCCUGGGCAAGAUCCUGAUUGUGACGUGUACAGCGUUUGCAGGCGUGUUGGCUCUGAAUUAUCAGAAAGAAUACACAGAGUGGGUGCUGCCACUCAUCAUCGUGUGUUUGUUUGCGUUCCUGGUGGCACACUGCUUCCUGUCCAUCUUCGAGAUCGUGGUGGACGUACUCUUCCUCUGCUUUGCCAUCGACACCAAAUACAACAACGGCACACGUGGGAGAGAGUUCUACAUGGACAAGGCCCUGAUGGAGUUUGUGGAGAACAGCAGGAGGUCAAUGGCGAUAGAGGAGCUGUUGCACAGCAAGCGCGCCCGUACCAAGAAAGAGGUAGAGUUGAUUGAGGUUAAGGCCAUGGUGAGUGGAGGUGUGGGCGUGGCAGGGACAGAGUGGCAGAUGUUACAAGAGUUUCACCUGUACUAUCUGCUGCUGUGUGUGCUGGUGGACUGGGCCCUGUCAGAGCACACGCUGGUGCUGUGCCUCACCCAAGACAUGAUCAUCUUCCUGUCGGUCUGCCUGCCCACCUCCACCCUCUUCUUCCUGGGCACUCUGCUCCAGAACACGCCCGUCGCUGCUGCAUGCUGACUAAUGCUUCCUCAUCGCCUAUAUCCAUUCUUCCAUCCAUCCUUUCUUUCUUC
This is a messenger RNA of Xyrauchen texanus (razorback sucker), 2326 nucleotides long. Its product is annotated as choline transporter-like protein 1. The record is from RefSeq and is a predicted model, not a curated record. NCBI's taxonomy places the organism in Eukaryota, Metazoa, Chordata, Actinopteri, Cypriniformes, Catostomidae. Gene Ontology annotation, biological process: transmembrane transport. Gene Ontology annotation, cellular component: membrane. Bases 54 to 2273 code for a protein of 739 amino acids. The transcript is spliced from 15 exons. Gene Ontology annotation, molecular function: transmembrane transporter activity.